Messenger RNA from Parnassius apollo (apollo), 1263 nucleotides. NCBI's taxonomy places the organism in Eukaryota, Metazoa, Arthropoda, Insecta, Lepidoptera, Papilionidae. The record is from the annotation of a GenBank genome assembly.
AUGGCACAGAAAGGAACGCGCAUAGCGCCGCUGCCUGGGGGUCGCCGGGGCGCGUCUGGAGCUGGCGCUGGACGCGGCAGCAUGCGGGCCGCCAGCCGAACGCGAGGAGCUGCACGAUCACCUAGCAGCCCCUCGCAUCCAUCAUCCCCACCAGAAGGAUUGGUGUCGGCUGGUUCUUCUCGGACUCAGCAAGCGGCACCCGCCGCUGGUGGAGUACGUCGCAUGCGUUGGACAAAAUCUAUGAACGAAAACGCAUUGCGGACGUACUAUAGGGCGAAAGGGAAAGAAACUGUGGGAAUAGCGUAUAGGGCUCGGAUGCACUGCUUUUUUGCUGAGCUGGAGCCUUCUAUCCCCGUCACAGAACAAAACCUGGCAUACCGAGUUCGGUACAUCAUGCGCUCGAAAAUAUUUGAUGAUGCCGAACUCGAACGACUACAACGUGAGGCUAUUCCAUCGUCGAAUAAAUCGGCUAUGGCUGGAGAUGCAGCUCCACAUCCGACAGACCAGCAUCCACACGUGAAAGCCGCCACGGAUCUUCCAGUUGUGGUUGAUUCGAACUACCAUGAAAUAGUCUCCCACGAAAUAGAGCAAAUGAGGAGUAUAUUGGAAGAAGCGAUUUUGGAAACGCGCAGCACCCCUCUCGAAAAUCGACCGCGACUUCCCCGCAUACCCCUAAGCAAGCGAAAUCGGGCUGUCGUGAGGGCUCUUAACCCAAUGAUGGUGACCUAUUUGGAAGCCAGCCGGGACCUUUGCGAGACGGACUCAAUUCUCUUUGGCGCCGCAGUGGCAGUUUGCCGUAUUAUUGGCGCCAAACUUUACAUGGCUGGACGCGCUACUACACAAAGUAGUGUCAUCCCACCCUGGAGAAAAAGAAUCAAGGACCGUAUCGCAAAGGCAAGGGCCCUUAUCGGCAGACUGACAAGCUUCAGGUCGGGUAAUAAUAGACCGAGGAUUGUGCGCACCGUUAGGAUGGCGUUUGCUGGGACAAAUAUCAGUUUGUCCCAGCCGGAUAUCACGCAGAAACUAACGGAGCGCAUAGACGAUCUGAAGCAAAAGAUCGCUGCUUGGGGGAUUCGACGAUUUACCGAGAGGUCAAGGCGGUUCAACCAGAAUCGUCUCUUCCAGAGUGAUCAGAAGAGGCUCUAUAAAUCAUUGGAGCGACCAAAGGUAUGUGGAGCAGGCCAAGGACCGGAUCAGGCUGACAUUAUCGCAUUCUGGCGUGGCCUGUGGUCAGAGCCCGUAAACCACAGCGAGGGCCCUUGA